AUAUAAACAAAGCGAAACGACACAGCCUGUCUGUCAUUUGCCAUGGGGGCAAUAAUCGUGUCAAUGAAAAUAAAUCCUUUCCACUAAUCCAUGACUGUCCUUUUAAUCUCUCAGGUUUCAGAACGACGUUCAGACCUGUAUGAGGCACUGAGAUAGCAACACGAUGCAUCGCUGGCUUGGAAGAACGAAAUAAACAUAAUUUUUUUUUUUCAAAAGAUCUUGUAGUUUAGGUUGAUAGUAGCCCUAUAUUUUGGUAUAUUAUAGUUUGGGAGAGACAAUGUUUCGAGGUUUUAGUCUGGGUUUCUGUUUGGCAUUAUUUUGCUUCGGACCGUUUGUUUGCAGCGCUUGUCCGUCUCAAUGUAACUGUUUCUUUCACAAAUUAUCAGAUGGAUCCAAAGCAAGGAGCGUACUUUGCAAUGACCCACAGAUUACUCUGGUCCCACCCAACUUCCCUGCAGACACCUCCAAACUGCGGAUCGAGAAGACUGCCAUCACAAAAAUCUCCGGCGAAACUUUUCACUACCUCACCCGUUUGGAAUUUCUCCGAGUGUCUUUCAAUUCUCUGAACUCUUUGAAUGUAGACAGCUUCCGUGGCCUGAGAAGUCUGGAUGAGCUGAGACUGGAAGGGAACGCUCUCACCUCUUUCCCCUGGGAAUCUCUGACUGAUAUGCCCGACCUGAGGCUACUGGACCUGCAUAAUAAUAAGAUAUCGUCGAUCCCGGCCGAGGCGACCAUUUAUAUCAAGAACCUGACCUACCUGGACUUAUCUAGCAACAGCCUAGCCACGGUUCCUCCUGAGGUUCUCUCUAUGUGGUUAUCUGUGAAGCCGUCUCAAGAAGAUGGGGACAGUUCCAAAUAUAUUCUAGGUCUCCAUGACAACCCAUGGCUCUGUGACUGCCGCCUCUAUGACCUGGUCCAGUUCCAGAAGUCUCCGUCGUCCUCUGUGGUUCUGAUCGACACCAAGCUGCGCUGUGCUGAUCCGGAGAGCCUGUCGGGGGUGCAGUUCAGCGAGACGGAGCUCCAGAGGUGCCAGGGGCCCCGUGUCCACACGGCUGUGGCUCGGGUCAGGAGCUCCCUGGGGAACAACGUCCUGCUACGCUGUGGGACCAUCGGAGUCCCAGUACCAGAGCUGUCCUGGACUCGGGCAGACGGCAAACAGAUGAACGGCACUGUUCAGGAAGAAGUUUCAAAGGAGGGAAUAAUUUGGUCCAUCCUGAGUGUGCCUGCCGUCUCUUACCGGGACUCUGGGAAAUACAUGUGCAAAGCCACCAACUUCGUGGGGACUGCAGAUGCCAUCAUCUCCCUGGUUAUUACAGACUCCUUUAAAAAUGAGGAACAAGGUGGCAGCUCCAAGACUAGAAACCAAAGAGGACGGAAAACCGGUGGAUUUGGGAAAGCUGCCUACCAGGAGAAACUUGUUGCCAGAUACGUACCUCCACUAACCACCACGGCAGCCACGCCCAUCAUCGAGCCACUAGGACCGAGUGGUUUCACAGGGAAGUAUGAUAUCGAGAGCUACAGUAUUUUGGACAGUGUGGCCGAUGGACAGGCGCCCGGUCCUCCUGCCAUGGAGCCGGCGAUUAACGAAGUGGAGAAGGAGGUUCUUAGCAACCUGGCAGCCAACGCCUCUUCUUUGCAGGCACCGGCGCCGCCGGAGAAACGGGUGGUACGAUCGGUGAAGGUGAUCGGGGACACCGAUCACACCGUCUCCCUGAACUGGCGGUCCCCGACGGCCAAGAACACCACCGAGUUCAGCGUCCUGUAUGCCGUGUUCGGCGAGAGGGACAUGCGGAGGAUUAACGUAGGCGUGGGAAAGAACCGUAUCACCAUCGACGGCCUUGUGCCAAGGACAAAGUACAUCGCCUGCGUCUGCGUCAAAGGCCUGAUCCCUAAGAAAGAGCAGUGUGUAAUCUUUUCAACGGACGAGGCGGCCAGCGCAAGCGGCACCCAGAAACUCAUUAACGUGGUGGUGAUCACCGUGGCCUGCGUGAUCGCUGUCCCCCUGACACUGAUCGUCUGCUGCGGGGCACUCAAGAAGCGCUGUAAAAAGCUACUGGGGAGGAAAUCCAAAGAUAUUCAAGACUCAUACGUAACAUUUGAGACCCUCUCCCCGGGACAGAAGCCUAAGGGGAUGGAGGGGGAGUACCUUGCCAGGCAACAGCCAGGCGAGUCCAACAGACUGCUCUCUGCUAGGUCCAGUGUGGACUCUGAGGCUACUUGUAGGAAUGAGGGACCCCCUAAUGAGUACUUUUGUUGAUACCAAAUGAAGGCCUCAACUUGUACAGGGCAGAGAAGUCUGUCCUUUCCAAGCAGAACUUAAGUUGGUUGGUUGGUCUCUUCUGGCAAGUGAUGUACUGUAGAUGAGUGAAACUACUCAGAGACUGGGCAGAAAUCAACGGACAGUUGCAUGGACAAGUGUGGUAGAUAUGUGAGUCUAGAUAAAUAGGAUAAAUAAAUGCUGACAUAACUGUGAUUAUACAGCCUUGCAGAAAUACAGGCCAACCUUGACCUGGUGAACUGUAAAAAAACAGAAACUCAUUUUUAAUUUAAAAUGUGGGAAUAAAGCAUUUUAUAUUUGUCAUGCACUUUUAAGGGGGUACAUAGUGUAAGCAGUUGCCUUUCUCUGAAAUGGCACUAGGGUUACACAGUUAUGGUAACUUUUGCAAAAUUCCCAGGUUUUCCAGAUAUUCUUGGUGGAAUAAGGAACCCAAAAUGGCACGUUCUACCAGAAUACGUGAAACCCAUCUUUUUAACGUAGAUUUGUAAGGAGGAAGAGUAAUGACAGUUAUUCUGAAAUGAAUCUAACCUCACAAUUCUGGUAGUUUUUAUUUGACAAAAUAAUGUACAUGUGUAACGGUCGUCUUUCGGACAGUUAGUAGACCAAGGCGCAGCGGGUGAUGAAUACAUAAUACUUUAUUGUAAGACGAAGACAGACACGAAAUACACUUGACUAAAUAUACAAAAUAACAAAACGAACUAGACAGACCUAAACUACGAACUUACAUGAAACGAAGAACACAUGAACAGGAACGACCGAAAGAACGAGACGAGACAGUACCGUGUGGUGCAACAAACACAGACACAGAGACAAUCACCCACAAAACAAACAGUGAGAACAACCUACCUUAAUAUGACUCUCAAUUAGAGGAAAACGCAAAACACCUGCCUCUAAUUAAGAGCCAUACCAGGCAACCCAUAACCAACAUAGAAACAGAAAACAUAGACUGCCCACCCAAAACUCACGCCCUGACCAUCACACACAUACAAAACAACAGAAAACAGGUCAGGAACGUGACAACAUGUAGAGUAUUGGUGAAGCAACUCAUAUCUGUAGUGAUAUUUUGUACCUCUGUGUAUUUACCAUAAAAGUUAAUGUGCCAGGUUUUACUGCCCAAUCAAACCUAACAUACUAUAUAUUUUGUAAUAUGUAUCUAUGAUCUGAUCUGAUAUACAGUACCAGUCAAAAGUUUGGACACACCUACUCAUUGAAGGGUUUUUCUUUAUUUUAAAACUAUUUUCUACAUUGUAGAAUAAUGGUAAUGACAUCAAAACUAUGAAAUAACACAUAUGGAAUCAUGUAGUAACAAAAAAGUGUUAAACAAAUCAAAAUAGGAUUCUUCAAAGUAGCCACUCUUUGCCUUGAUGACAGCUUUGCACACUAUUGGUAUUCUCUCAACCAGCUUCACCUGGAAUGCUUUUCCAACAGUCUUGAAGGAGUUUCCACAUAUGCUGAGCACUUGUUGGCUGCUUUUUCUUCACUCUGUGGUCCAACUCAGCCCCAACCAUCUCACUUCGGCUAAGGUCGGGUGAUUGUGGAGGCCAGGUCAUCUGAUACAGCACUCCAUCACUCUCCUUCUUGGUCAAAUAGCCCUUACACAGUCUGGAGGUGUGUUGAGUCAUUGUCCUGUUGAAAAACAAAUGAUUGUCCCACUAAGCGCAAACCAGAUGGGAUGGCGUAUCGCUGUUAAAUGCUGUGGUAGCCAUGCUGGUAAAGUGUGCCUUGAAAUCUGAAUAAAUCACUGACAGUGUCACCAGCAAAGCACCCCCACACAUCACACCUCCUCCUCCAUGCUUCACGGUGGGAACCACACAUGAGAAGAUCAUCCGUUCACCUACUCUGCGUCUCACAAAGACACGGCCGUUGGAACCAAGAUUCUCCAAUUUGUACUCAUCAGACCAAAGGACAGAUUUCCAACGGUCUAAUGUUCAUUGCUCGUGUUUCUUGGCCCAAGCAAGUCUCUUCUUCUUAUUGGUGCCCUUUAGUAGUGUUUUCUAUGCAGCAAUUUGACCAUGAAGGCCUGAUUCACGCAGACUCCUCUGAACACUUGAUGUUGAGAUGUGUCUGUCACUUGAACUCAGUGAAGCAUUUCUUUGGGCUGCAAUCUGAGAUGCAGUUAACUCUAAUGAACGUAUCCUCUGCAGCAGAGGUAACUCUGGUUCUUCCUUUCCUGUGGCGGUCCUCAUGAGUGCCAGUUUCAUCAUGGUGCUUGAUGGAUUUUGCAACUGCACUUGAAGAAACAUUCAAAGUUCUUGAAAUGUUACGGAUUGACUGACCUUCAUGUCUUAAAGUCAUGAUGGACUGUCGUUUCUCUUUGCUUAUUUGAGCUGUUCUUGCAAUAAUAUGGACUUGGUCUUUUACCAAAGAGGGCUAUCUUCUGUAUACCAACCCUACCUUGUCACAACACAACUGAUUGGCUCAAAUGCUGGAAUAAAUUUUAACAAGGCACACGUGUUAAUUGAAAUGCAUUCCAGGUGACUACCUCUUGAAGCUGGUUGAGAGAAUGCCAAGAGUGUGCAAAGCUGUCAUCAAGGCAAAGGGUGGCUAAUUUGAAGAAUCUAAAAUAUAUUUUUGAUUUGUUUAAGACUUUUUUGGUUACUACAUGAUUCCAUAUGUG
This is a messenger RNA of Salvelinus fontinalis (brook trout), 4895 nucleotides long. RefSeq names its product leucine-rich repeat, immunoglobulin-like domain and transmembrane domain-containing protein 1. Gene Ontology annotation, cellular component: endoplasmic reticulum membrane. The transcript is spliced from 4 exons. Lineage: Eukaryota; Metazoa; Chordata; Actinopteri; Salmoniformes; Salmonidae. The coding region runs from base 278 to 2257 and encodes 659 amino acids. Gene Ontology annotation, molecular function: protein binding. The record is from RefSeq and is a predicted model, not a curated record.